GCUCCUUUGACGACAACAUCACUUUUGCAUCGCUACAGCGACGUUCUCCCCUUCAUUGCGUCGUUGCCGUCACCCUUAAGUCAAUUAACGGGCCGUGCACGACCUGAAGUUAUUUCGUGUGAUCGCUCCGAGUUUGUCCACUUGUUGCACGACAGCCGAGAAGAUGGACAGCUCUCGCAACGGUGACGACCGUUACUCUCGUUCUCACAGAGACGACCGCGGACCGAGAGACCGAGACGAUAGACGCGAUCGACGACGCGAUGACGACCGUGAAAGACGUCGAUCUAGGAGCCCCCGAGGACAUCGGAGUAGACGAGAUGAGCCAGAUUUUUAUAGCUCAAGCCGGCGUGAGAAUGAGUCCAGACGAGAUAGACGUGACGAUCGCGGAGGCUGGGACCGAGAUCGCGGUCCCAGGCGCGAUAGGGAUGACGACCGACGAAGGGACUUCGAUGACCGAAGAGGUGGCGGCGGACGAGACCGUCGUGAACGCGAUGCUUAUGGCGGUGGCCGGCGGGAAGAGAGGAAACGCAGUGCUACACCCCCAGUAAAAAAGCGAGAGCCGACGCCGGAUUUAACAGACGUAGUACCUAUUCUGGAACGGCAACGGCGUAUGACACAGUGGGACAUUAAGCCACCUGGUUAUGAGAAUAUUACAGCAGAGCAGGCAAAGUUGUCUGGUAUGUUCCCACUGCCUGGUGCGCCUCGUCAACAGCCUAUGGAUCCACAACGCCUGCAAGCUCUCGUUAGCCAGCCGCAAAAUUUGGCAGCAACUUCUGCUCUGAAACCAACCAUGGCACGCCAAGCGAAGCGUUUGCUCGUGUACAACAUUCCCAAAUCAGUGACCGAGGAAGACCUCGUGAACUUCUUCAACUUGCAAUUGAAUGGUAUCAACCUGAUCAAGAGCAGCGACCCUUGCCAAGCGGCACAUAUUUCGAAGGCAGGCAAUCAUGCCCUGCUUGAGUUUAAGAAUCCUGGCGACGCUACAGUUGCAUUGGCGCUUGACGGAAUCUCAAUGACCGAUGAGAGCAUGGACACAGCGGAUGGCACGGCAAAUGGAUCGUCCGGUCUUCAAGUCAAGCGUCCCAAAGACUAUAUCGGUCCUACUCCUUCGCCGCCGUCUGACGUGCAGUCUGAAGAGAUUUCUAACGAAGUACCUGACACAACCGAGAAGAUUCUCAUAACAAACCUCGCUCCAUUCUUGGACGAGGAGCAGAUCAAACAGCUCCUGGUUGCCAUCGGCCCAUUGAAAGCAUUGGCUCUAGCCGUGGACGACAGUGGGCAAUCUCGAGGUUUUGCUUUCUGCGAGUAUGCUAACCCAGAAACAACAAAUAUUGCGUUUGAAGGUCUGAAUGGUAUGGAGAUUGGCGGUUUGAGCAUCAAACUUCAGCGCGCAUGUCUAGGUCAGGAACAGGUUGCAGCCGACAUGGGAGUCAACGCAAUGUCACUGCUAGCCGGCACUGUUUCUACCACAAUGGAGAAGACUCGUGUGCUGCAGAUGCUCAAUAUGGUCACUCCUGAAGAACUCAUUCGGGAUGACGAUGUUGAAGACAUCCGUGAAGAUGUUGUAGAAGAAGUUUCUAAGUUCGGCAAGGUCCUCAGCAUUAAGAUUCCGCGCCCUGCGGGGGCAAGAACAUCACCUGGUGUUGGCAAGAUCUACGUCAAGCUCGAGACUGUAGAAGCAGCGCAAAAGGCUCUUGCUGCACUUGCCGGCCGCAAGUUUGGGGACAGAACCUGCGUCAUUACUUAUUUCAGCGAGGAGUACUACGAUGUUGAUGCCUGGUAAAGAGUCAUGGUAAACGGUGACAAAGGCUAUUGAAGAGAUCGAUGAACGCUUCUGUUCCAUACAAGACCCUGUCCACGACGGGACUCGGGCACGGGCAUCAGUUGGGAAUGAAAGCUGGCAGCACGACUCUUCCACCUUUUUCUUUUGCUUUCUUUUCUUUCAUGUAAACUACUGGUGUACACGAGGCUGAGGGUUUCACAGUGCCUUGUCGGUAUAUGCAUCGGUGCCUCUUGGCUAUCGAGCGAACUUUGGCUUCACGGCCAGUCUAUCUCGGAGCGGAAUAAUACACAGAAAAAAAAACAUUGAGCGUAUAUCUCUAUCCAACGCUUUCGCACUUAUGCGAUACUAACUGCCUUUGCAUGUUACAUGCAGAACUGUUCUCACAUCUUUGGCUUUGAUGUUCCUUUGCGAAGACAAAGAAAGCAUGUUUAACAGCCCACAUACCUCGUGCAGCUGAUGAAUCGCUGAUCAUCCCUUUUAGAGAUGAAAUUGCGCCUGAGAAAUUUCUCGAUUGACCCGUGAUAUUUCCUUUGUAGACAUGGUGGCUCGGCAUGACGUAGGUGAAACUGG
Messenger RNA from Verruconis gallopava, 2353 nucleotides. RefSeq lists its product as uncharacterized. Bases 164 to 1783 code for a protein of 539 amino acids. Gene Ontology annotation, cellular component: nuclear speck; U2-type prespliceosome; U2AF complex. The record is from RefSeq and is a predicted model, not a curated record. The transcript has 5 exons. Gene Ontology annotation, molecular function: poly-pyrimidine tract binding; pre-mRNA 3'-splice site binding. NCBI's taxonomy places the organism in Eukaryota, Fungi, Ascomycota, Dothideomycetes, Venturiales, Sympoventuriaceae.